UCCCUGACUAAUCUUGAAUAGUGUAUUUUUUAUCUUCUUAUCGUCCAGUGUUUAUCCUGGACGUUGAUGCGAGUUUGCCUCACUGCAGACGACACGAGCAUAAUUGAGAACAUCCGAGCGAGCGCCACCUCCCUCACACCCGGCAGCAGUUUGUCUGGGGACAGACCGAACAUUACCGGGAACUGUCGAAACGGGAAACGAAACUCCCGUUUAUUGUGUUGUACUUCCUGCUCCAAUAAUAAUCCAGUCUAUCUGCCUCCAUGAGACACACCGCUCUGCCGCCUCUUCACUCGCGUCCGACCGACGGAUGGGAGCGCAGAAAGCAGCGGAUGUCGCCCCUCGAGCACAUUAUUGAUGUUUCCAGACAUCCGCAGCAGCCUCUGUAGUCUGAUCGUGGCCGAUUUCGGACGUGCGAGCGACGCAACUCAUGCUUGGAAUUACAUUUUUUCCUUUUGUCUGCGCAACUGGCAGCAACAUCUCUCUCCCUCUCCCCCCCCCUCUCUGGAUGUGUGAUCGGGGAUCGGGAAGUAAACACGCCGGCCUGCGCUCAUGAUCAGAGGCGAGGUGAUAUUGAUACCUCAGACUCAGAUUGUCCUUGAUCGCAAGUUGAUUUCACUUCGGAGCGGAGGGACCGCGGGGCUCCAAUGGCGUCAGCUCCGAAGGUGUCUAUUUUGGAUUACUUUAAUAUUGUGUUCGAAGGUGAAAAUGGCAAAAUCGAGUCCAACUGCAAGGCUUGUGGCACCAGGAUCCAAGCGAAGAGGAGCGUCACGUCCAACUUCGUAACGCAUCUCAAGCGGAAGCACCAGGCCAUGUAUGAUGACUUUGUGAAAAGGAAGGACAUGAAGAGAGAGGGUUACUCCUCUGGUUCCCUGCAUAGUUUCACCACCAAUGGAGGGAGCACCCGCUACACUCUCCCCAUCAGCACUGGAGUGGGAGGCGGAGGAGGAGGAGUGGGAGGAGGAGGUGUUGGAGGGAUGGGGACUCUCGAUGGAGGAGCAGGAGGAGGCUCUGGAGGAGGGGUGACCAAGUUUGACAGACACGACCCACGUCAGGUCUUGAUCUCUGAGGCUAUAGCUAAGAUGAUUGUGCGUGACCUGCAGCCAGUGUCCAUAGUGGAAAAUCAUGGCUUCAGAGAGCUGCUUCAGCUCCUGGAGCCACGCUACACUCCUGAGCGCCAGCACUACAUCCAGAGCCAGCUCCUGCCAGCCUACGCCUAUCAGGCCCAGCUAGCGACCCGUCAGGCUCUGGCCUCAGCACAUGCCCUCAGUCUCAGCCUGGAUCUCUGGAGGGGCUUCACUGGAGCCACUUCAGGGUACCUCGGUGUCACCUGCCAUUUUCUUACAUCUGACUGGCAGAUGCGUUCAGCUCUCCUGGCCUGUCUUCCCCUGACAGGGGGCAUCUCUGGGACUCGCGUGCUUUCAGAUUUUGAUGAAGUAUGUCACUCUCACGGCGUGUCAGGGAAAGCGUUUCGUGUUGUUGCGGACCCCCUCCUGGCAACGACGACAGUAAAGCCAUGUUGUCUCCCUGGUUUCCUGAAGGAGGAUGAAGAAGACGGGGCGGAGGAUGGUAUCAGCGCGAAGGAAGGGAUCAGGAAUGGCCACGGAGACGUCGGAGAUGAGGGAGAGUGGCAGGACUCGUGGGAGCACAGCCUGGGUGUCUGCCGGGUGGACUGUUUCUCUCGCUCUCUUGAACAGUGUGUCAGUGAGGGGAUUCGCUCCUGUCCACAGCUCUCGUCCACACUGGCCAAGGCUGCCUGUUUCUACAACUACAUUACCUCUGCUGUUCCACCUGAGAAGCUCACUCAGGUGUUCGAUGGUCCGGGGCUGAUCAUGGGCGGACCAGGAAAUACCCCCUUUGCAGCAAGAGACUGGGCUGCUCAGCUCAAGGUGCUUCGGCGGCUGCUGGACUCAGUGGAGUUCCUGGAGGAAAUGAGUGGUCCGGGGGAGCUGGCGCUGGGUGGAUCAGAAAGAGCCGUGCUGAAGGAGGUCACUGACAUUUUGGAGCCUUUCACUGAGGCCUGGGACAUGGUGCACGGGGACAGACAGGCAGACAUGCAGACAGACAGACACGUGUCCAUCAGCCUGGCUCUACCGUGUGUUCUGGGCCUCCGUAAGCAUCUCUCUGAGACAUCAACCCCCCGCUGCCCUUCUCUCCUGUCGGGACUCAGCCAGGCUUUAGAGAGUCGGCUGGCCCCGAUCCUGGACGACCCCCUCUACAUCACCGCCACCACCCUGGACCCCCAGUUCAAGCUCACAUGGAGCAGCAACCCUGACUGGCACAGACAAGUUCUCAUAGAGGAGCUGUCCAAACAUUCUUCAGGCUCCAGCCCCGUUGACCCGGACACAGAUCUGCACCCUCAAUCCCAGACACCUCCUGCCCCGGCUCCAUCGCCGGUCUCCUCGCUCUCCCGACCCUGUAAGCUGUUCUCGUUCAUCAAGCAGAGACCCACAACACAGGCCAAGAGCCUCGAGCAGGAGUUGACCGUCUACCUACGCGAGGAGCCCACGGACGAGGAGGCUUUGCAUUACUGGCGGCGUAAAGCAAUCGACUUCCCUCUGCUCGCCCAGGUAGCCAAGAGGGCGUUUACCGUCCCCUCCUGUGGCACCGUGGUGGAGAGCAUUUUCACCACUGCUGGGCGGUGUCUGCGGCCAGAGAGAGGCCGUGUCCUACCAAAGAACCUGGAGACGCUCAUCUACCUCAAAGCCAACUACAGAUUAUUAUGGACUUAAAGCUAGGAAUCAAGCUUUUCGUUUACAUAAAUAGCAACUGAAGACUUUAUACAAACCUGCAGUGGACUUAUCGGAUAGUAACCUCUGUUCCUCGGACUGAGCUACGAACAAAACAUUGUCGUCGUGCUGCACAUCACUUGACAUGAGAUGGAGCGAGUUGCUCAGAAUUUCAUCCUUCUCUAGACUGCAGUGGGUGUGGAUUACUGCCUGUUUACCAUGUAGCCUGCAUACAGACUGGUGCAUCAUACCCCAUGCUGUGGACCGAGGGGACUUGAAGCAGAUACAAUACUUGAGCGUUUACUUUGACAUUAUUUUGCCCGAGCAGGGUCUCCUGACAACUACAAGAUCACAAGACCUCCGCAUUCUCUGCUCGCUGCUCGCGUCUGUGACAGCCGACACUGACGCAACAACAAUAACCAGACGGUCAAUUACUGCGUACUGUAGCAAAUGAUUUAUUUUCACUUAGAGGAUGUGACUAACUAAUUUGUUGUUGUUUUCUGAAGGAAGGCGUCAGCUGCUAAACAAUAUAUCACUGCAUCAGCCACUUAUUCCUUUUCUCUGUGUAUGUAUGCCUCAUCACCGGGACGUCAGAAUAAAUGAGUUUCACUUCCGAACGCAGAGGUGUGUGCAGUUUGCAGAUGUGAGCGCACUCAUGCAUGUGUGCACAUCUGCGCCAUUAUUUAUUUUUUUGCCAAUGGAGAAACAUUAAAACCUCCUUCAUAUAUCUCAUUUUUUGACCUUAAUUCAACUGCAUUUUCCUCCACCGGUCCUUUAUAACUCCACGCGUGCUCUUUCAGAGUUGAGGUCAAAUUCAUUUCAUUUUCUUUAUCGGCGCUUUUUGCCUUUUUCAAUUUCAUGUCCCAUUCUGCUUCUGAACUUUUUAGGAAUUGAAAUGGGUUUGACCCCUGCUUCUGCCCCGGAAUACCAGCAGAGGAUGUGUGUGCAUGUGGGCACAACAGAGGCUUUUGCUUUCUCUGACCUUGCUGAAGUGAUUUGAAAGCCCUUUGAAGGAGAAACUGCAAAUGUUGCAGUGUUUGUCUUUAUUCCGGGAGUCUGUUACUCCGUGGCUGAGCCGGCGGGGAGGCUGGGUAAUUGCAUG
Messenger RNA from Acanthopagrus latus (yellowfin seabream), 3828 nucleotides. RefSeq names its product zinc finger BED domain-containing protein 4. The transcript has 5 exons. The record is from RefSeq and is a predicted model, not a curated record. The coding region runs from base 645 to 2729 and encodes 694 amino acids. Gene Ontology annotation, molecular function: protein dimerization activity. NCBI's taxonomy places the organism in Eukaryota, Metazoa, Chordata, Actinopteri, Spariformes, Sparidae.